This is a messenger RNA of Oncorhynchus nerka (sockeye salmon), 5113 nucleotides long. It is a transcript of the gene nmur1a, whose product is annotated as neuromedin U receptor 1a. Gene Ontology annotation, cellular component: plasma membrane. Gene Ontology annotation, biological process: neuropeptide signaling pathway. NCBI's taxonomy places the organism in Eukaryota, Metazoa, Chordata, Actinopteri, Salmoniformes, Salmonidae. Gene Ontology annotation, molecular function: neuromedin U receptor activity. The transcript has 2 exons. Bases 9 to 1259 code for a protein of 416 amino acids. The record is from RefSeq and is a predicted model, not a curated record.
CCAACACGAUGACAUCCAGGUACAACUGCUCCUCCGCUGACAGCUGGGACUGCCCACAGGAGGGGAUGUGUGGCAACCUGACCUCUGACCUGAACGGCAGCGCGGGGCUGGUAGAUGCAUGCCUGACACAGGAGGAGUAUCUAGAGAAGUACCUGGGCCCUCUGCGCUCCUCUGUCUUCCUCCCCAUCUGCCUCACCUACCUGCUCAUCUUCCUGGUGGGCGCGUUUGGCAACUUGCUAACCUGCAUCGUCAUCGCUCGCAUUAAGGUUAUGCGCACGCCCACCAACUACUACCUGUUCAGCCUCGCAGUGUCUGACCUGCUGGUGCUGCUGCUGGGGAUGCCACUGGAGCUCUACGAGAUGUGGCAGAACUACCCAUUCCUCCUGGGCAAGGGCGGUUGCUACUUUAAGACUUUCCUGUUCGAGACGGUCUGCUUCGCCUCCAUCCUCAAUGUGACGGCGCUCAGCGUGGAGCGCUACAUCGCUGUGGUGCACCCUCUGCGCGCCAAGUACGUGGUGACGCACACGCAUGCCAAACGGGUCAUUAUGACCGUGUGGGGGAUCUCGGUGCUAUGUGCCGUGCCCAACACCAGCCUGCACGGCAUCUUUACCCUGCAGUCGGCAGAAGGGGGCACCACCAGGAAGGAAAUCCCAGAGUCAGCCAUCUGUACGUUGGUCAAGCCCCGCUGGAUGUACAACUUGACCAUCCAAGUGACCACCCUGCUUUUCUUCAUGCUUCCCAUGCUGACCAUCAGCGCUCUCUACCUGCUCAUCGGCCUGCAGCUCAAACGUGAGAAGAUGCUCCAGGUGAUGGAGGCUGAGACAAGCCGCAACAGCUACUGCAACGUCCGCAGCCAGCAGCAGAAAGCCCGGCGACGCCAGGUCACCAAGAUGCUGUUUGUUCUGGUGGUGGUUUUUGGAAUCUGUUGGGCUCCGUUCCACACCGACAGACUCAUGUGGAGCUUCAUCGACGAGUGGACCAGCAUCCAGCUGGAGGUGUACAAGUAUGUCCACGUGGUCUCUGGCGUCUUCUUCUACCUCAGCUCGGCCGUCAACCCGAUCCUCUACAACCUCAUGUCCACCCGCUUCCGAGAGAUGUUCAAGGAAGUGAUGUGUCAUCGGCCACGGCACCCCGUGCCCAGGAAGCAGUCACUCAGUGUUACCCGGGUAACACUCCGCAGCAUUCUCAGUGAGGCCACGCCCAUUAAUGGCAUUGCGGGCCUACACGAAGACAAGGAGCAUGAGACCACCUUUCCUUGAAAGGACUUCCUAGCAGAGGAGAAUUAAUACACUAAACUGAUCAGAUGGACGAUGAUUCUGGGAUGAUUGAGAUGUAUUGUUAUAAGGGAUUUUAAGGAUCUAAGGAUGUGCUUAUCCAGUCUGUUAUUGCAAGCUUUGGUCACCAUACCACAGUAGACUUCUCCUGUCACUAAACUCCCUAAACACAAGAAAACAAAACACAUUAAAACCUGAUGCUUUGACGUAUUAUUUGAGCAAUUCUAUGGAAAAAAAAUAUCUCAGGAGAUACAGACAAAUCGAUAAUUCUCAUCUAGAAGACCUGGUAGAUUCUGCAUCACUGCUUUUGCAUUUCAUGUUCAACAGCACAAAACUUUUGAACAUCCGGUCUCAAGAGAUGACUUAAAGCUGAUUUUCCUUACAGCUCAGAUUGAAAACAGGCCGAGAUGCCCUGUCAAAAGCUCCUUCAAAGAUGAUGUCCAACGUGGUUGUUUGACGAAUGUAUAUAGUUCUCAAAUCACUGAGUGAUUUAAAAAUGGUGCAAAGGAUUUGCAGUGCGUACUAAAUAGAACUUGAAAUGAGCAGCUUCAAAUCAAAUGCCAUUUGUCACAUGCGUCUAAUACAACAGGUGUUAUAGUGAAAUGUAACAUCUACACCUGCUUUCUGAGCAUAAUAAUACAUAUCUGGGUAUUUAAAAAGUUAACCUGGACUACAGUAAAAAACAACAAAAAACAACAAAAAUUGCUUCAAAAUAGAUGUAGCUGCACCGUCAACUGCAUAUUUUCAGAAAUGUAUGUCAUUGCAUGAGUCGUUGGAUAUUGCUAAUGAACUUGACGCCUCCAUUCAGGAGAGUUUGUCACAUUAUUAACAGAGGUAUCCUGCUGCAGAUUGGCAUUUUUGGGGAAAAAAAUAGCUUUUAAAAUUCCCCAGACACUGUAUGUGUCCAUCAACAAUCUGGUGAAUGAUCUCUGAUGAUCUGUUUCACUAAUGUAAAACGUACAAACAUGAGCGUGACUAUGUACAAAAACAAUGUAUAGAUUCACAGUAGAUAAACACACAUUUAACAAUUCGAUGUAUUCAUAAAAAAUAAAAAAUAAAUGUAAAAACACCAGGAGCACUUGAAUCUGAUCAAGGACUGAUUUAGACCUGGGACACCAGGUGGGUGCAAUUAAUAAUUAGUAAGUAAUAGCCUUGCACGAGCCUUGGCUUGUGAGAGCCGGAACGGUUCAUAAUUAUCAGGUAGAACAGAAAACCAGCAGAACUCCACACCUCCUGGAUCGGAUCUAAAUACCACUGGUCUAAACUGAUGAAAAAGAGACACUGUCUGGAACCUCCAAAACGAUGGAGAACCAUUAGGAAGUAAGAGCACUGACAUAAUGUGAAUGGGGAAAAGUAAUCUUUACAGCCGAGGGUAUUUGGCUUCAUGAAAUAAAGGACCUCGUGCUAAUUCCAAAAUCAAACUUAAUUGUUUUAACUUUUUUUUACCAUCAUAAUUAUUUAAUUGUAUUAUUUUGGCCUUUACAUUUUGGACAUUUAAGCAGACACAUUGACUUAUGACUUUGAUUUGCCUUUAUCUGAAACUAUUAAAUCCAAGUCAUAACUCUUAAAGGUAUUUUGUUAAGGAAGUCCUUUAUCUACUUUCCCAGAGUCAGACGAACUCAUGGAUACAAUGUUUAUGUCUCUGCAUCCAGUAUGAAGGAAGUUAGAGGUUUUGCUUUGCGAGCCAAUGAUAACUAGCAUUAGCACAAUGAGAGGAAGUCUAUGGUACAGCAAGCUAGCAGUUCCCAUAGACUUCCAGUCAUUGUUCCAACGCUAGUUAGCAGUUGCGCUAAUGCUAGUUAGCAAUUGUAUCCCUUUAAGAGUUUAAGCUUCAGAUUAAUACUAAGCUUCUUUCCAGUCAAGUCAGUGUGUUGUUGUGAUUCUGGACGGCCAGAUGACAAGAAAGUGGGGACUCGUAGGUAGGUCGUUUCAGCUAGUUUUAUCUUGUUCUUGAUACCAUGUCUUGUUUUGAGUUGUUUUGACUGAUGUCACUUCUAUGCUAACGUUGCAACAAAAAAAAAUUGCUAGCUAGCUUACCAACAACUGUAACAGUGUAUUUCAGAGACAACAAGUGCUCAUUGUGCAACUUAAAUAUUGGAGACAAAAUAUAGUUUACACGUUGUCAACAAUCUAAGCCAACCCUGUCUGUUUUGCCCCAUCGAUGCACACAUGUUGCUUUUUGUUACUAAACAAUUCAUCUUUCUAUUAAGGAGUAGACUACUCCACUAAAGUCAUGUAUUCAUUUACCUUUAUUUAACUAGGCAACUUAGUUAAGAGGAAAUUCUUAUUUACAAUGACAGCCUAGGAACAGUGGGUUAACUGCCUUGUUCAGGUGCCGAACGAUAGACUUUUACCUUGUCAGCUCGGGGAUUCGAUCUUGCAACCUUUCAGCUACUAGUCCAAGGCUCGAACCACUACCUGCCACCCCUGAAUGUAUAAAUUUUUACAGUAUAAGAUGUACAGGAUAGCAAAUGACAAGAAACGGGUAUUGAUUUUCUGAGAGUGUACACUGCCGAAUGGGUGCUUCAGCAGAGCUGUGAAAAAAACUGGCCUUCUGAAGAUGUGCACUGAAGUCCUGUGGGGAAAACAUCAAAUCUUCUGAAUGCAAUUUCACCAAACAAACCUUUUAUCGAGGUUGGCCUCAUUGAACUGUCAUCCCAGCAGCUGCUAGUUUCCAUCUACUCUUGGAGGUGGUGUGUGUGAGCCAGGAAUGUGUAAAUCUGUCAGUCCUUCUGCAAGGAGCUGUCGUACCACCUCAUGUUCUCAUCCAUCAUCGCCAAGCGACAACACCUGUGUCAGGCACAGUAAAUGACCAUUUCGCUGCUCUGACAAAACAUGGACUGUACAUGCAAACAGGCAGUUACAGCUAACAAACUGAUUCAUCCCUCUGACCACACUAUCUGAUUGGGGGGGGGUAUAUUUUCACAUUUUCACAAGCCAAAGGAGAGGGACCAUCUGGUCAACAGUGGGUACAGACUGAUCAACAAUCUUGUACAGACUCUCACUGUUUGAGAUUUUGACUGAAUGCAACUGCAUGAUUCUAUCUCUUUGCUUAUUUUUCUUGUAAAUGUAUACCUGUGUGAUAGCUUCAGUGUAGAAGAGUUUCCGGGGGGGGGGGACUACUCUCCAGUGAGGCGGAGAUUUAUGCUGUAGUGCCAUUACUGUAUAAAGCUGCAAGAGAGGAAUAUUGUACAUUGGAAAACAAUGGGUGAAUAUUAUUAUUAUUUUUAAAAAAUGUAAUGCUUGAAUUUUUACCGGUACCUAAAAUAUUCUACUGCUUGAGCACCUGUUCCUCUUAUAAAAUAUUAGCUCAAAAGUAUUGUAGAGCGCCUGCACCUAAAUAUAAAAAGUACCGGCUUCCAAAAUCAGUACCGGAAUCUGUUUCAGUCCAAGUCAUGCACUGUACUGAGUUAUUGUGUUCGACAGGGUAUUUAAUGAGGACAAAAAGGAAUUGAUUUAUUUUUGCUUGAAAUAUGCAUUGUGCUUCUGUUUUGCUUAUUAAAUAUGUAACGGAAAACUGGAACAUGUCGUGGAAAAGCUUUACCAAAACAGGUUACGCCAAAUAAAAUCUAAACUCAUAGAAUGUAAUGUCACAUUUGUAAGACGAGUUCUGUGUUGGAAUGCAUUAUAUAUACAUUAUAUAAGUGAUGUUGAUCUAGUGGUAACGUCAGCAAUUUCUGAGAACACAUCCCCUCAAACAAUAAUCAUUACAUUAACUGUCAGUGAAAUCGUUGCAUCGACACAGUUUUGUUCAAUAGUUGUUUUGGUUAUGUCGAAACUAGUCUACAAAUAAUGUGUGGGUUGAUUUGAACUGGAUUUUAGUUUUCUGUCUGGGAAAU